Molecule: messenger RNA, 1566 nt
Organism: Alternaria rosae
Lineage: Eukaryota; Fungi; Ascomycota; Dothideomycetes; Pleosporales; Pleosporaceae
Exons: 2
Coding region: 196-1512 (438 amino acids)
Source: RefSeq, a predicted model, not a curated record
GUUUUUGAUUAAGAUUAAUGCACUGUCGACUGCCCCUAUUUUUAGUCAUUGUCCACUGAGGAGGCCAUCAAUCCUUUAUACUGUGUGUGCAGGACUGCAUCACUCCAUCCCUUCGAGCGCGCAACCGGUCCCACGCCUCUCAUUCAUACUAGUAGCCUCUCUUGUGACUGGCUCAGUAUCGUAACAUCCACCACCAUGCCUCAUUUCAUUGAUGAGAAAUCUGAGGCGGGCCCACGUACCCCAAGGAAGCUUGUUCUUUGUUUCGAUGGCACUGGCAACGUGUUCAACGGAAACACUUCAGACACCAACAUCGUCAAAUUGUACGACAAGCUUGACAGAAGGGAAGCCACACAAUACCAUUAUUAUCAAACCGGCAUUGGCACAUACCACACCGACGGAGGCCCUAUCAACAAGGGUUUCUUUGGAAACAUUAAGUCAAAUAUCUCCAAAGCUAUAGACAGUGGCUUUGCCACAACCUUCGAUGCCCAUGUUAUCGCAGGCUACCGCUUUGUCAUGCGGUACUACCGUGAGGGAGAUAAGAUCUACAUCUUCGGCUUCUCGAGAGGUGCCUUCACCGCUCGCUUUCUUGCCCGCAUGAUAUACAGAGUCGGCCUGCUCUCGGAGGGCAAUGAAGAGAUGAUCCCUUUUGCUUACGAUUUGUACCAUCAGUAUGUUAAGGGAAAUAUCGAUGCACCCGAGCAAGAGGGAAAAGAUUCUCCACCCGCCACAGGCAUCGAGACUGACCCCCUCCUUCACCAUGACGCAUGCGCGGACGAAUGUUCAGAACCCGAUCAGCAGCAGAUCAACAAAAACAAGCUCAAUGCUUUCAAGACAACCUUUUGCCGUUCAGAAGGCGAUGGUAAUCAGGGCAUCAAGGUGCAUUUCCUAGGCAUGUUUGACUGCGUCAGCAGCGUCUCAGUCCUUGACAGCCCCUUUGGCACGGCACCAAAAGCCGUCUCGAUUCUCGGGACUGCCCAUCACGUUCGCCACGCUGUCGCCGUUGACGAGCAUCGCGUCAAGUUCAAAGCGGCUCUACUCCACCAAGACAACAACCAUCCUCUCAAGAAAGAAGAAGACAUCAAAGAAGUCUGGUUCCCUGGCAAUCACGGCGACGUUGGUGGAGGAUGGCCAGCCCCGCCACCUCCGACGGACCCCAUGGCCAAGCAUGAGAGAAGCUGGUGGCGCAAAAUCUUCACAAGCUCGAAGGAAACAAAAGCCUCAAACCCAGGCACAGAUCCGUAUCAAAUGAGCGAUAUACCUCUCGCUUGGAUGAUCCGUGAGUUGGAGCUGAUAGGCGAGAAGGACCCAGCAUCGGCGCUCAAAUGGGGCCCAAGAAAGGAUGGCUUCAAGAGGCAUUUCUUCAUGAAGCGUGACCAAGCGUAUAAUAGCCCAAGUCAUGACACCCUCAAGAUAUCCGGCGGCUCCUCGCUGUUCAAAGUCAUGUUGUGGAAUUUCAUGGGUAAGUCUUACGUGCAUACAUGCCCCCUAACAUCGAAGACAACGUAUCGCUAACAGAUACAAACAGAAUGGCUACCCAUCCGGCGCUGGGAAUUGCUCAAGAACAAG